GGCGGUUCUAUUGCCCCGUGAUGAUGUCUUUGAGGCUCCCGUGUCACGGGAUGGAGGGUGGCUGUGCGUCGCAGAGUUCAAGAUGGCGGAUGUUUGUUGCGUUUGCUAAAGUUGCAUUUUGAAAAAUAUCUUUAUUGUUCCUGUUGAAAUUUGUUCGUGGACUGAGUUUAAAUAAAGAGCUGGAUUAUUUGAAUGAGAGAGCCAGGAACUCAUGGAGCUUCCCAACUACAGCAGGCAGCUGAUGCAGCAGCUUUACACUUUAAGGAAGGAAGGCCAGUUCUGUGACUGCACCAUUCUCCUAGGAGUCACCCCCUACAGAGCCCACAAGCUAGUCCUGGCUGCCUCCAGCUUACUCUUCAAAUCGCUGCUUGAGAACUCGGAGACGAUUUCCAUAGACCCUUCUGUUGCCACCUCAGAUGAGUUUGCUAACCUGCUGGAGAUGAUCUACACAGGCAAGCUGCCCCCUGGCAAACACAACUUUACCAAAGUCAUCUCCAUCGCAGACAGCCUGCAAAUGUUCGAUGUGGCGGUGAGCUGCAAGAAUAUCCUAAACAGUUUAUUAAAAAGAUCCACGUGUGAACAAGCAGAGCCCAGCAGAGAUGCUAGCUGCGCAGAACCUGCUCCAGAUCAUACCAGGGACAACCAGGCUAUGGUACUUGCUGCAGUAACCACGCACGAGUCAGAGAAUGAUGCCCCUGAGCUCUCCACCACUUUGAACUUCAAAGAAGCGCAGGAAGACGCACCCCUUUUGGAAGAAGUUCAUCAGCAGCUGAGUGAAAUCGGGGAUCUGGAAAGGUCUACAAAGCCUAUAUUCUCUGCAGAAGUGAAAGACGGUCUGACCGAGGAGAGUGGCAUUCAGGACCCUUCAGAAGGCAGCCAUCAAGAUUCUCCACCUCGGAAGAGAUGUCGAUUAGCAUUAUCUGACGGGUCUGAGGAUGACCUGGAGGUUUUGGUGCAGAGCAGAAGUCGAAUUGCUGAAACGAUUAAAGAUGCACAGCCACUCAUUCAUUUAGUUGAGACCUGCGAGUCACUUUCAAGCUCAGAGAAACAGAUUAUUUUAGAUUGCUGUAAAGAAGAUCAAGUUUGUCCGAACAUUUUUGACAGAUUACUCAGCAAAGUCACUGAUGAGAAGAGUCUCCCUGUGGAUACCCUGUUAUCAGUACUAGACCUCUUAAGAGAUUCCUACCCAGAGCUAAACAGUGUGCUUCAGACUAGAAGUCUAAGAGAAGACAGCUGUGCCGCACAGAUAGCAGGUGCUGCUCCAGAGGAGAGAAGGUUCUUUGACUUGCUUCUUGCUCAUGUCGAUGAGCUGGGGGACAGUGUGACUGAGCUGAGCCCCAUCACUGAGUGCUUGGAAAUGGCAACGGAAGGAUUUCUAACAGAACUGGAGAAGGAGACUGUUCUUGAGUGCUGUAAAGGAGUGUCCCCCAAGGAAGCCAUUGCAAAUCUUUUGAACAAGGUGACGACAGAGAAGAGUAUAGAUCAGACCAGCCUGUUGAAACUGCUCCACGCAGUUAAAGAGGCCUUCCCCAACCUGCAGCUGCUGUUGGAGAGACUUGAAGCAGAGUGGACACAGCGCGGGGGAACAGAAGAGAAGAGCCUAGAGGAAUAUGGAGCAGAGCUCUUGAGGAGAUACCAUGAAAACCUCAGUGAGAUACUGAGUGAGCCCCAGCCUCUUACUGACAGCCUAGCAGCAGCUGGAGAUAUCCCUACAGAGGAAAGAGAGUUUGUGACGAGGAUGCUGGAGGAGGAUAAGGACCCUGGCAGCUUUGGCCGGUUGAUCUCUGUGGUUCUGGAGGAGCGCAGCAUACAGACCCUGUCCGUGUGGAGGAUGCUGCUCCGAGCACAGGGAGGGAUUCCACUUCUAGCUUUACUGAUAGAGGAGAUCAGGAGGGACCCAGACGCGGAUAAGCUCAUCCAAUCAGUCUUUGACAAGGAAAGCAGAGCAUUGGAUAUUUUAUUCAGGCAUAAGGAGUUGGUCACAGAGACGAUUGAUGACCUUGGUGCGUUAUUAGCCUGUGUAGCGCAGGGAGUGGAGUGUCCAACGGGGGAAGCCAUUGAGAUUAUUAGAAACUGUUGCAAGAAGGAAGGUCCAAGGGAGUCAGUAACAAAUCUUUUAAGUAAAAUACUUGAAGAAAAAUCAAUUUCUGCUCUUCCGUUCUGCAAGCUGCUGUGCAUCGUCAGAGAGUCCUUUCCCAAUCUCAUGCCACUGAUUGAAGAGUUGGAGCGAGCAGAAACAGAAACUGAAGAAUAUGCCAAAGGGAAGCUAAAGAAGCGCCAGGUGAGCGGUGCGGAGAUGGAGGUGAUGCUGGAUGAGGAGAGCAGCCCCUCCGAGGUGAAGGAGGAGACGCAGAAGAGGAGCAGCAAGCAAAGCUUCACCUGCAAGUGGUGUGACAAGAGCUUUGAGUUCAAGUGCAGGAUGGAGGUGCAUCUGAAGCGCUGCCGCCUGUCCUCGCAGGCUCCGGUGGAGUGCCCGGAGUGCGGGGAGACCGUGGCCUCUUUAAGAGCCCUGCAGCUCCACACCUCGCAGUCCCACGGAGACGCUCCCAGGAAGAAGCGGAAGCAGGGGGCUGUGACCUGUGACAUCUGCGGCAAAAGCUUUGCACAUCAGUCAGGCAUGCUUUACCACAAGCGCGCAGACCACUUUGAUGAGAAGCCCUAUUCCUGUGAUCAAUGUGGGGCGAAGUUUGCUGCCAACUCCACCCUGAAGAACCACAAGAGACUGCAUACUGGAGAGAGGCCCUUCUUCUGCAAGCACUGUGACAUGAUGUUCACACAGGCUGCGGCGCUCGCUUACCACACCAAGAAAAAGCACUCUGAAGGUAAGAUGUAUGCCUGCCAGUACUGUGACAAUGUGUUUGCCCAGUCCAUCGAGCUCACCCGCCACGUGAGGACGCACACGGGAGACAAGCCGUACGUGUGCAGGGAGUGUGGGAAAGGGUUCAGCCAAGCCAACGGCCUGUCUGUCCAUCUGCACACCUUCCAUAAUAUCGAGGACCCCUAUGACUGCCAGAAGUGCCGGAUGAGUUUCCCCACCCUGGAUGAACACAAGAAGCACAUCCAGGUGGUCCAUCCUCGGGAGUACUACCCCUGUGAGACCUGCUCCAAAGUCUUCAGCGCCUCUUCUGUGCUGGAGAGACACAUGGUCACCCACGUGGGAGGGAAGCCUUUCAAAUGUGAGAUCUGCAACAAAGCAUAUCAGCAACUCUCAGGACUGUGGUAUCACAACCGCACCCAUCAUCCUGAUAUAUUUGCUGCCCAGAAUCAUCGCUCUUCAAAGUUUGCUUCUUUCCCGUGCUCCUCUUGUGACAAAUCAUUUCCCAACAUAACAUCUCUCAAAAGACACAUGAAAGCAGAUCAUGCAGAUGCAGAGCUUUAUGAGUGCCAGAGCUGUAAAGAGGUCUUCUCUACUUUGGGGCUACUGAAGAAGCACACCACAACCAAACACACAGGUGCACUGCAGAACCACGUCGGCACAGAGCACUUCAGCCACGACGGGGAAGCCUUCCGGUGUGGCCACUGUGAUCUGCUCCUCCCCUCCCAGCAGGCCCUGGAACAGCACUUCCAAACCCAGCACCCGGGGGCAGGACCGGCCCAGACUCCAGCCACUGCAGCACAGAUGGUUAUCCAGGCAUCUGAACAGACGGAGGUGUCCGAGGAGUUGAUUGCCCUGGAAGAGUCUCAGCUCGGCAGAUCACAAGUGUAUGUUGCCCUGGCAGAUUCCCAGAACAAUGCGUCCGGAUCGGAGAUCGUCGCUGUCAGCAUGGAGGACUUACUGGAUGGAACAGUCACUCUGAUCUGCGGAGCAGAAGCUCAGUGACGUCUGACGAGACACACCUAGUUUAGCACAUUUCACCAUUUUUGCCAUGCUUAUUUAUGUCUAGUAAUUUCUAGGCAAAUACAAAAUACUGUGUACAUACAAAACAUCCUUUCAAGAUUAAUUUGUAACAAAAAAGAAUGGUAUUUUAUCUUCCUGCGGAUGUCAGUUUUAGCAGAUUUAAAUCCACUUCGUCAUUGUUGGUUAUAAUAAAGAAAAAAUAUUUAAAUAAAAAAAUAUAUAUUAUUAUUAUUAUUAUUAUUUUUUUUAGAAAUUGAGGAUUUCAGACCAUGGUCACAAAGCAUUUACCUUAGACCUGAGUUUAUACUGUCUGAUGUUAGAGUUCCAGGGCUUCAAAUUUAUAAACUUAGUGCUUUAAUUGUUAUUUGGGUGCAGUCUAUAGCACCAACAGUAUUGGGGUACCCAGCAAUUAAAUGAAAAUCCCUUUUUAUUUGAAUCUGCUGUCCUUCAGUAUAAGGAAGCUGAAUGUACUGAGGACAAAGGGCAAUGAUGGAGUCCAAAACCACUGGCAUCAGUGCACUAAAAGAGGCUUGUGGAAUGCCACUUAUGUCUCCGAUCUCCCUUUGAAAGGUACCAGUGGCCAAAAAGCCAAGAGUAGACAGGACUUGUAUAUGUGCUGGAAUGGGAUGAGUGCGCUUGGUUGGUCUGUGUAGCCUUGGUUCCAACAUAUCACACAAUUCCAAUAGGACUUCCUUGCGAAAGCGGUCUCUUGCAAAGAGUGUACUUUGUGCACAGUAGUUAUAAGGCUCCCUAAACACUCUGUUGACAAAAGGUGGCGUUAGCAAGGUCUUCCAAAAGGGCAAGAUCUGCCAUUUUCAAGUGGUUUACAAUUAUUCUGAGACUUUAUAGUGAAACUGUUUGUGUUAAUAGGCUGCAUGUCUGUUUCUGUUUACUAUAUUAUUUUGCAAUUCACAAUGCACAACAGAAAGGACUAACAACAACAUUGUUUUCUAUUUGGUUUGUAAUACUCAUGAUGGUGAUAAUCAGUAUUGAUACCACUGUGUGUAUAAUAAUUAUAUGUACACGUUAAAUUUCAGCUAUACACGCAAUUGUUUUUCACUGUGCAGUGAUGGUGUAUCUUUAUCCUGAUUAAUAGGGGUUAGAUUUUUUCUUGCAGAACCAUCAUUCUAACACAAGGAAACGAUCGUACGUAUGGUCCAGAGUGUGAGUCUACAAACAUUUCCACACAAAGUUGUAUGUUGAUAA
Molecule: messenger RNA, 5044 nt
Organism: Acipenser ruthenus (sterlet)
Lineage: Eukaryota; Metazoa; Chordata; Actinopteri; Acipenseriformes; Acipenseridae
Product: zinc finger and BTB domain-containing protein 40-like
Exons: 18
Coding region: 212-3820 (1202 amino acids)
Biological process (GO): regulation of transcription by RNA polymerase II
Cellular component (GO): nucleus
Molecular function (GO): DNA-binding transcription factor activity, RNA polymerase II-specific; RNA polymerase II cis-regulatory region sequence-specific DNA binding; protein binding
Source: RefSeq, a predicted model, not a curated record